Messenger RNA from Cutaneotrichosporon oleaginosum, 1568 nucleotides. RefSeq lists its product as uncharacterized. Lineage: Eukaryota; Fungi; Basidiomycota; Tremellomycetes; Trichosporonales; Trichosporonaceae. The record is from RefSeq and is a predicted model, not a curated record. Gene Ontology annotation, cellular component: tRNA methyltransferase complex; cytosol; nucleus. Gene Ontology annotation, molecular function: protein binding. Gene Ontology annotation, biological process: RNA (guanine-N7)-methylation; tRNA modification.
GGGAUCAAAUACACGUCACUCGCACCAAAAGUUGGGCCAGCAUGCCUCACACAACGCACACAACGAGCAACAACCGCCUUGCACUCACCACCAUGGCCCUCCCCCUCCCCCCCACGGCUAUCGCCACUGCCUCAGCGGCGCCAGUGACCGUAUUUGCGAGCGGCGCAAGCCUGCACGCGUACCCCGCGGCCUCGUCGCCCGCCGAAGGCUCCACAUCCGGCCUCAUCCGCAAACUCGCACUGAGCGCCGACGGCGCCGUCGCCGUCAGCGCAGGCGACGACAAGACGCUGCGCGUGUGGGACGUCAAGGACGGGAAGAUUACGCUCCGCUCGACGCGCACGACGCUCAAACGCGUCGCGUGCCUUUCGCUCACCCCGGCCAACGACAUUCUCGUGACGGACAAAGUCGGCGAUGUGUUCUUAUACCCCCUCGAGCCACGGGCGGCGGGCGAGCGCGUGCAGGGCUUCAAGGAGCAGGCGGACCCGUCGCUGAACCCGGACGCGGACUUUUUGCUGGGCCAUGUGUCGACGGUGUCGCAGCAUGUCUUGACGCACGACGGGAAGCGCAUCAUCACGGCAGACAGGGACGAGCAUAUCCGCGUCAGCAGGUUUCCCAAGUCUUACGUGAUUGACAAGUACCUCUGGGGCAGCGAGGGCUUCGUCUCCGCGAUCCAUGUGCCCGAAUCCCACCCCAACCACCUAGUCGCGGGCGGCGGCGAGUCCACCCUCCUCCUCUUUGACUGGACGAGCGGCGCGCUCCUCCGCCGCAUCGACAUCCCCUCUGUGCUCGACUACCGUUGCGUCCGCCCGUCCGCGCGCAAGAUCAAGAACAAGAAGCGCGCAGACGCGCUCGCGGCCGCAGCGAAGAACGGGCCGGCGGCGAGCGACGACCCGCGCGACCCCGGCUUCUGCGUCCCCCCUCCGGGGAUGAUGUACCCCACCGGACAGAACGUGUGCAUCGAGCGCAUCGACAGCGUCGCGGUCGACGGGGAGACGGUUCUCGUGUUCUUCGCGGAGGGGUGCACGGCGCUGCAUGCCGUCCCGCUCGCGGGAGGGGUCGUGCACUCCUUCCCCGUUCCGCAUCCCGUGCUCGGCUUCGCGCGCGUGCCGGGCAGCGCGAGCCAGCUGCUGCUGGCGCUCGAUGCGACGUACAAGGGUUCGACGGGGUCGAUGUUCGCGGCGGUCGAGAUUGCUGCCGAUGGGCAGAUGCACGACGCGUCCGCGUCCAAUGCCGAGCUGAUGGCUGUGCUCGCCGCAGCCGUGCUUCCGACGGCGCCGGCCAAGGCUAUAGCCGGUUUGAACCUCUACCCCAACCUGGGGCUGUUUCCGCGCUGGCCCGGGUUCGAAGAGGACGAGGAGAUGGCGGGCCCCGAGGGCGCGGCGACGCCGCCGACGAGCGAGUUUGAGAGCAUGGCGCCGAAGCAGCUCGGGCGGCUCAAGUCGCAGGGCGUGGAUGUGAGCGCGUACCUGUCCAAAAAGCGCAGGAAAGGCAAGGACGGCGAGGCCAAGGCGGUGGGAGGUGAGGCGGGUGAGCAGAAGGAUGCGGGGGCGGAGGGGGCAGAGGCAUAG